AUGUCGGACCCCCCUUCUCGCAUUCGCUCUAUCAUCAGUCAUCUCCGCCCUCAUCCAACAGCUCCUGUCAACUUUCACACUCUAUCCCCUACAACAUUUCUUGAGCGUGCCGCAUCCAUUGAGCCCGAUGCCGAAGCCAUCUUUCACAUCACUGUUAACGGAGCUGUACUGCGCCGUUCCUAUGCCGAGUUUGCUGAUCGCGCCCGUGGUCUCGCCUACUAUCUCGUCAAGCAUGGCUAUCGGCGCGUAGGCGUCCUCGCUCCUAACACGCCUGCUUUCCUCGAGUCUAUCUACGGCAUUGUAGCGGCAGGCGCUGUUAUUGUUCCGGCCAACUACCGUCUAAAACAAGAAGACAUCGCCUACAUAUUUGACUUUGCUGAAGUGGAUUGCAUUAUUGUUGACAAUGAGUUUGUUGGCUUGCUUGAUGCGUACAAGGAGAAACACACGAAUGUGCCCUUGAUUGUCGAUUUGGAUAAUGAUGCUACCGUGGGUCAAUUGUCUGGUCCUUUUGAUGACGCCGUUCUCGAGGGCUUGAAGCAUGAUAUUGCCCAAGGAAGCCAAGGCUGGGCGGGUCUUCAUGCUCAAGCCCGGAGUGAGGACGACAUGCUUGCCAUCCCCUUCACUUCGGGAACAACGUCAAAGCCCAAGGGCGUCGUCUACACACAUCGAGGCUCUUACCUUGCUACCAUGGCCAACAUUGUCGAGUCAGGUCUGAAUAUCGGGCGUUGCAAAUACCUCUGGAUCCUCCCAAUGUUCCAUGCAGUGGGUUGGACCUUUCCCUGGUCCGUUGUUGCGGUGCGUGGCACCAACGUCUGUCUUAGAAAGAUCGAUUAUCCUCUCAUCUGGAAGUUGCUGAAGGAAGAGGGCAUUACACAUUUCAACGCCGCUCCAACAGUCAAUACGUUACUGGUAGCGGCUACGGAAGCUGAAAAGCUACCACACGAAGUCAAAGUCACAGUGGCGGCUAGCCCCCCAACAGGAUACCUAUUCGAACAAAUGACAAAACUAAACCUCAUACCCGUCCACGUUUACGGGAUGACAGAAACAUACGGGCCAAUCACUAAAUGCUACACUCUACCUGAGUGGGAUGAUCUACCUCCAACAGAAAAAUACGCAAAAAUGUCCCGGCAAGGGCACGGCUUCAUAACCAGUCUACCAAUCCGCAUUAUCAAGCCAGACCAGCCACAAGGAGUCCUUGUCGAUGUCGCAAAGGAUGGCAAGGAAAUCGGCGAGAUUGUCUUUAUGGGAAACAUUUGUGCCAAAGAAUACUACAAGGAUCCUGCAGCCACACGGGAAUUGUUUGCUGGAGGCGUUCUUCACUCGGGCGACCUGGCGGUGUGGCACCCAGAUGGCAGUGCUCAGAUUCAAGACCGCGCGAAGGACAUCAUCAUCUCUGGUGGCGAGAACAUCUCGUCUGUUGCUCUUGAGAGCAUGCUGGCCCAGCAUCCAGACAUUCUUGAGGCGGGUGCUGUCGCCGUUCCAGAUUCUCACUGGGGUGAGAGGCCCAAGGUCUACAUCACAGUUAAGGAUGGCAAGAGCGUGACUGGGGAUGAGAUUAUUCAGUGGGCCAAACACCAGAGUGAUAUCAGCAGGUUUAUGGUUCCCAGAGAGGUAGAGGUCGUGGACGAGCUGCCCAAGACAAGCACUGGCAAGAUUAAGAAGAACGUCCUGCGAGAAUGGGCUAAGCAUGGAAGGACAUAG
Messenger RNA from Fusarium poae, 1701 nucleotides. RefSeq lists its product as uncharacterized. NCBI's taxonomy places the organism in Eukaryota, Fungi, Ascomycota, Sordariomycetes, Hypocreales, Nectriaceae. The transcript has 5 exons. The record is from RefSeq and is a predicted model, not a curated record. The coding region runs from base 1 to 1701 and encodes 566 amino acids.